AUGACCAUGACCGCCGUCGAUCACAGUCCUCUGCUGGACCUCGCUGAGGUUGCCAACAAUAUCAGACCACCGCCUCUGACCGAGGGUCGAAGCGACGCUACACCGCGCAAACGGGCCAGGAUUGCCUGUUCUUCCUGCCAUUCUCGCAAAGUGCGCUGUAACAUUGUUCAACACGGCCCUCCUUGCUGGAAUUGUCGUCAAGAUGGGAGCAAAUGUAUUGUUCCUCCACCAAAGGUCCGAGGGCAGAUGUAUUCAUUGAAGGAGACGACCAAAAAGACUGCCACAAACACCGGAUCGAAGAUCGGCUACUCCAGUCACGACUGGCUCGCCCCGGGCCAGCAUUAG
Molecule: messenger RNA, 345 nt
Organism: Fonsecaea pedrosoi CBS 271.37
Lineage: Eukaryota; Fungi; Ascomycota; Eurotiomycetes; Chaetothyriales; Herpotrichiellaceae
Exons: 2
Coding region: 1-345 (114 amino acids)
Biological process (GO): regulation of DNA-templated transcription
Molecular function (GO): zinc ion binding; DNA-binding transcription factor activity, RNA polymerase II-specific
Source: RefSeq, a predicted model, not a curated record